AUCCCUUACCUAGACUUCCUUUUCCUUUUUGCUGCCAUUAUUACCACGUUAACUUGUUGAUCAGGCUUCUUGUCCAUUUUUAGAAGCCAAAAUGGCCUACAGACCGUUUAUAUCAGUUUAUGAUGAGAAGGGCGUUGCAACAGGAACGGCUUUGCCCAUGCCUGCCGUUUUCAGAGCUCCGAUCAGGACAGACAUUGUUAGCACUGUUCACAUGGAUAUGCUUAAGAAUGGAAGACAGCCAUACGCCGUGUCCACAAAAGCUGGUCAUCAGACCUCAGCUGAAUCCUGGGGUACUGGUCGUGCUGUAGCUCGUAUUCCACGUGUCAGUGGCGGAGGAACGAACAGAUCUGGCCAGGGUGCUUUUGGCAACAUGUGUAGAGGGGGAAGAAUGUUUGCUCCCACCAAGACAUGGAGAAGAUGGCACAGACACAUCAAUGUCAAUCAGAGGCGCUAUGCUAUCUGCUCUGCAAUUGCUGCGACUGGCAUUCCAGCAAUUGUCCAAUCAAAAGGUCAUCUGAUUGACAGUGUUCCUGAAAUUCCUCUCGUUCUUAGCGAUAAAGUUCAAGAAAUUAAAAAGACAAAAGAAGCUGUUGGUGUAUUAAGAAAACUUAAAGCCUGGCCUGAUAUUGAAAAAGUAAAAAAUUCCAAACGUUUUCGUGCUGGUAAAGGUAAAAUGAGAAACAGACGUCGUAUUCAAAAGCGUGGUCCAAUCAUAGUUUACAACCAAGAUAAUGGCAUAACGAGAGCAUUCAGAAACAUACCAGGUAUCACCCUGCUCAGUGUUGACCGGUUGAACCUUUUGAAAAUUGCUCCCGGUGGUCACGUUGGUAGGUUUGUCAUCUGGACAGAAUCAGCUUUCAAACAAUUAGAUCCCAUCUAUGGAACAUGGAAAAAGGCUUCCGAACACAAAACUGGAUACAACUUACCAGCUCCAAAAAUGACCAACACCGAUUUACAACGUAUUCUGAAGAGUGAUGAAAUUCAAAAAGCUCUUCGUCUACCAAUAAAAAGCAGAACAAAGAAAGUUUUGAAGAGAAAUCCAUUAAAAAACAAGGAGGUCAUGCAGAAGUUAAACCCAUUUGCUAUUGUUCAGACAAAGGUGGCCAAGGCUGUUGAACAAGCUCAAAAGCUGAAGAAACAAGCUCUUCUUGAUGCCAAAAGAGGGAUUGCCACAUUAGAUAAAAAAACAAUGGGAUCCAAGGCCAGACCCCGCAAGCGUAUUGCUGCUCUUCCGGAAAAAAGUGCAAAGAAAGAAAAAUCUAAGAAAUAAUUCAGUGGUUUUUCGGCAAAAAGACAAUUUGCUGAUGUCAUGGAUUUGAAUUGACAAUUAAUUUUUAUUAAUAUGUUUCAGUUCAAAAUCCAGUUACUUGUUAAAUGUUAUUUGUUCUCAUUAAUUAAUAUCGCCAAAUUGUAUUCGGCUUUUACACGAAAGCACAGCUGCUAAAAUAAAAGCGAAG
Messenger RNA from Helobdella robusta, 1457 nucleotides. RefSeq lists its product as hypothetical. Gene Ontology annotation, cellular component: ribosome; cytosolic large ribosomal subunit. The coding region runs from base 92 to 1270 and encodes 392 amino acids. NCBI's taxonomy places the organism in Eukaryota, Metazoa, Annelida, Clitellata, Rhynchobdellida, Glossiphoniidae. Gene Ontology annotation, molecular function: RNA binding; structural constituent of ribosome. The transcript is spliced from 8 exons. The record is from RefSeq and is a predicted model, not a curated record. Gene Ontology annotation, biological process: translation.